AUGGAAGAGCAAAGGGCUCACCUCUUCCCCGGACUCGCCGAUCGAGAUGAUGUAUUGCAAAAGAUUGUCGACACGCCGGGCUUCGACGAGGAUUUGUAUGAUUUGGUGAUCCAAUCUCAGUCGAAACGGUUCAACGAUCAGCGAACGGACAUCGAUGAUGUGCCGGGGUUGAAAUUUCUCGGCAAUUUGCCGCAUCACUCGGCCACAACAGUCCCAGAGGAGGAUAUCAUGGAGAUUAGAAUCGAUUUACCCGUGGAUCGUUGUGUCCCGGCUACCGUGACCCCAGUUCGGUGCUGGGCUGGCAAAGAUCAUUGGGAUUACGUCGUUUACCCAAAAAUAGUCCUAAACCAGUUUCCCGAUUCGCUUUUAUUUUUCUUUUCUCGUCAAUUCGUUGAAUGCCGAGAUCACGCGAACAAUCCAAAGGUGGUAAAAAAAGAGAAAUCGGCCUUGUUUUCGGGGAAUUUUCCAAGAGAAAGGCGCAUUGUCGAAAUUGGACAUCACUUUGAUGAUCCAGUCGCGAGUUUUUGCAAAAUGUCGAUUUUCACGAUUUUCCCCUACCCGAAAGAGGACGAGGAGAAGCUGACGAGGAAAGAAUGCCCACAUUGCUUGAAAAAACUUGACGAGAAGCCGGUCGAGCGUGUGCCGGAGAACCCGACGUUAAACGAGCGAAUAUGGGGAAGGUGGAGGCAAAGCGGACCCUACACGAGUCGUCAGAUCACUUGUAUGGGCGUUAGCAUGGGAGUGGCCGCCGGGGGCUUCUGGAUUUUCUACGGUUUCAUCAUUUUGGCGAUUAUUGCCCCACCUGGAGCCACAAGUUCGUCCGAGCAUCCAGGAUCUCUUCUCGAGCAAGCGAAAAUCUUGAGAGCUGUGCCGGCGGUCCUCAUUUCAGCCUUGAUACCCUCGUUUCCGCUUAUUUACGCCUCCCUUCUCUUGCCGUGCACGAGCCGAAAAACCGCGUUCGGUCUUUUCGUUUUCGCGCAAUUCCUUGUGUUGAUCAUCGUUCCGAUUUUGACGCGAUGCCAUCCAGCUUGCCGAGAAAGUGCCGGGAAAUUGGGAAAUGAGGCUUUGGAGGCGCUG
Molecule: messenger RNA, 1077 nt
Organism: Mesorhabditis belari
Lineage: Eukaryota; Metazoa; Nematoda; Chromadorea; Rhabditida; Rhabditidae
Source: the annotation of a GenBank genome assembly